Molecule: messenger RNA, 1758 nt
Organism: Enterobius vermicularis (human pinworm)
Lineage: Eukaryota; Metazoa; Nematoda; Chromadorea; Rhabditida; Oxyuridae
Source: the annotation of a GenBank genome assembly
AUGCUUUUGCGUUUAGAGCGAACACGUUCGGAAGUAAACGUUGAUGAUGAUUCGAGUGCUGAAGAAGAUCUUGUUGUACCUGAGAACGCCAAAGUUUGGAAGAAGCCUGUAGCCAGUCUAAGUAUGUCAACAGUGGAGCGAAUACGUCGAAAGCUACCGCCAAAAUACGAGGAUGAUCGAAAUUUGUGCUAUUGCAACUAUUCACCUGAUGGAUGCGGAGGCUUUGACAAUGGUACUUGCAUGAAGUUUGCAGAAGCUGCUUGCUUCUACUUUGCAAAAAAGGUUACUGUUUAUGAUAACGAUGUCGGUGAUUAUGUUAUAGAAGAGAAGUACGGUUGUGCGCCAUUAACAGAAGGCUCUGGUGGCUCUUAUUUUACUUGCUACGCUCAUCUAGUGGCUCAUCAUGUGCCUAUGUUUAUCAAUUGCUGUUAUGAGGGCAGCUACUGUAAUGCCAACUUGACAUUUCCUACCUUACUGCUGAAGGACCAGCGUGAUAAAGUGAAAAUGCAGUUGAAAAAUGCGACAUCAUUGGCUUCGGAUGGUUAUACAGAAAAGUCACCAAUGUUUGCUGGCAUGAGCAGUGGUUCUGGUUCUGGUGUUGCAUGUUUGAACGAAAAAACUAUAGCACAUUGUCUUGAGAUGAUCGACACUAUUGGUUGUGGUAGGUAUGGUGAGGUUAAGAAGGCUCGUUACAAAGGAGAUCAGAUUGUUGCUGUGAAGUCGUUCUUCACAAAAGACGAAGAGUCGUGGAAGAACGAGAGGGAUAUUUACCAAACACAAAUGAUUAACCAUGAAAAUAUUUUGCAGUUUGUGGCUGCCGAUAUUAGCAGUGAGGACUCAAUAACAAGGCUUUUACUUAUCACGGAUUACUUGGAACUUGGGUCACUACAUGAGUAUUUACAACGUGACAGAUUUUUGUCGAUUUUGGAAGCUCUCAAACUGGCCGAAAGUGCAGCAUGUGGUUUGGAACAUUUGCAUAGCAAGUUGAGAGGUACGGGUGCUCCAGUGAAACCAGCAAUUGCUCACAGAGACAUUAAAUCAAAAAAUGUGCUUGUAAAAAGAACCGGCGUUUGUUGCAUAGCAGAUUUUGGUCUUGCUGUCAGUGAGGAUGAUGUUAACGCUGAUAAGCAAAUUAAAAUACAAGUGGGGACGAAACGAUACAUGGCUCCAGAGAUUUUAAAUAAAACAUUGAAUCCGAAGUGUUUUUAUGAUUUUAAAAUGGCUGAUGUUUAUUCGUUUUCUUUAGUUAUAUGGGAGAUUUUGUGGCAUUUACAGGAAUUGAAAGCGUCUGACGGUGGUUCGUCUGGUGACAGUGGCUACGGUUCUAGUGGUAGUGGCAACAAAGCCGUUGCUACUUCGCGUUUAGUUGCUGGAUCUCGCCUCUCACAACCAUCGUGUUCCAGCCAAGAUAACGCUUCCAACUCUUCAAGACCAAAAGCAAUUCAGCCAUACGACGAUAAAUUUCCCUCAGAUCCAUCACUGGAAGAUAUGCGAAAGCUGGUUUGUGAAGAGAAGAAGCGACCUUCAUUCAAUGAAUUAAUGAAAAACGAUAAUGUUUUAAAAGAUGUUUGCUUGAAAGUGGAAGAAUGCUGGGCCGAAAACAUAAAUAACAGACCUACUAUAAUGGGCGUUAAGAUGAAGCUAACAAAAGCGAUUUUGAAAUACGAGAUGAAUGGAUCAGAUUCUGGUACCAGUGAUUAUGGCACUAUGUCAUCAUCUAGUGAUUCGCUGAGGAAUGAAAGAUAUUUAGUACGAUAA